This is a messenger RNA of Globicephala melas (long-finned pilot whale), 1262 nucleotides long. RefSeq names its product spectrin repeat containing nuclear envelope family member 4 (gene SYNE4). Gene Ontology annotation, biological process: establishment of epithelial cell apical/basal polarity. Gene Ontology annotation, cellular component: nuclear envelope; meiotic nuclear membrane microtubule tethering complex; nuclear outer membrane. The record is from RefSeq and is a predicted model, not a curated record. Lineage: Eukaryota; Metazoa; Chordata; Mammalia; Artiodactyla; Delphinidae.
CCCAAUAUGGCCCUGCCCCCACGCCUGGGCCCUACACCCCCCUCAGAGCCCUUCAGCCACCCGCCUGGAGCCCCUAGGGAACUGAACACAUCUGGAUGCACCAUCUGCUCCGCCUCUGGAGAGGAGAGAAUCAGGUCAGAACAGGCCCAGAAGCUGGGGCAGGACUCCUUGGACCCUCCCGAGCCCUUCCAGGGUGGGCCGAGGGGCACUGAACUUGCUGCUGGCCUCCCCAGAUUGCCAACGCCCCCUUCUCAUGAGGACUCGGCUGGGGCCAAACACCGUGAGCGCCCCAUCUCUGGCUGGGGAUUAGAGGCUGAGCAGGACAGCCUGCAUCUUUGCCUUUUGGGGCUGGGCCUCCGGCUGCAGGACCUGGAGCAAGGCCUGGGGCCCUGGGCAUCAGCCCAGAGCAGGAUGGUCCAGCUGCAGGCCCUACAGGCAGACCUGCGUGGGGCAGCUGAGCGUUUAGAUGCACUGCUGGUGUUCGGUGAGGGGCUGGCACAGCGGAGUGAGCCUCAGGCCCGGGCAUCCCUGGAGCAGGUCCUAAGGGCCUUCAGAGCCCACCGAGACAGCAUCCUCCGGCAGCUGUGGCGGCUGCAGGCCCAGCUGGUCAGCUACAGCCUGGUGUUUGAGGAGGCCAGCACACUGGAGCAGGACUUGGAGGUCGAGGGGGACUCAGACGGGCCAGGACCUGGUGGGGUCUGGGGGCCCUGGGCACCCAGUAGCCUCCCCACUCCCGCAGAGUUGGAGUGGGACCCGGCGGGGGACGUUGGGGGCCUCGGGCCUUUGGGGCAAAGGACAGCCUGGACACCAGGGACUCCCUGUGAGCUGUGUGGCCGCAGGGGGCCCCAGGGCAGGGGACAAAGCCUUGAGGUGAGAGCAGGACCCCACUCCUCUCUCUCCCCACAGGACAUGCUCAUGUCAGGCCUCAGCCACCGGAAACACUUAACAGGUCACCGAAGACGGUCCCUGCUCCGGAAGUCUCAGGACAAGAUGAGGCAAGCAUCUCCCAAUGUCCAGGAUGUGAUGCUGGAGGUAGACCCUGGAUCCCCCACUCCUGCAUCCAGGCGGCCCCUGACCUUCCUCCUCCUCCUCCUUUUCCUUCUGCUGGUGGGUGCCACAUUGCUCCUGCCCAUGUCAGGGGACUCCUGCUGCUCUCCUGCCCGACUGGCCAGGACACCUUACCUGGUGCUCAGCUAUGUCAAUGGUCCUCCCCCAAUCUGACUACACAGUCCAGACAUAUGUAAUAAAUGGUCACUGUCAAA